AUGGGCGUCAGGAUCGCCAUUCGGGAACAGCUCGCCUUCCUUGUGGUGGUUGCUGUCCUUCUUGGCUUGAUGAUUCUGUCUGUCCCUGUCUGGAUAUACGUCAACAAGUUCGUCACCGAGGUCGAAGGACGUGAGCUCGCCCUCACUGCCUCGCUCAAGGCAUCGCGCGUCUCUGCCGAGCUCGAACUCCUCCAGUCCAGCAUUGUUACCAUCUCGUCCCGAAUUCUGAUUCAAAACUCCCUGUUCGACUUCUACGGCGGAAACGACACGGAGGGGAAUUGGGCCCAGGCCAAGGAUGAUCUCAACAGUGCUCUGAGUGUUGGCGGUCUCAAUGGGUUGCUACAAGGGAGGAUCUACUCGAGAAACACCACUGGCAACGUUCACGGUCUGCUCAAUGUCACCGGGGAGGGAAUCCCCCGUAUUCCAUUGCCAUAUGGUGGCUCCAAUGGACAGCCGGCCUACCUCUCCGAUACCCCUGAGGGCUACCUGACUGCCCUCUACCCAAACAUCACCUACACGGACCUUGGACGUCCUAACCAGUACAGAAACAACACCCAGGCCUUCGCUGCCUUUGCCUUUCCCGGCGUUCGCAUUACGGCAAACGGUGGCUUGUUGCUUGGCCCCGUGGUGAUCAACGAGACAACCGCCCUCAUGUCCAUCACUGUUCCGAUCCGCUAUAACCUGCAGCCAGACUUCGUACUAGGAUAUAUGACACUCGUCGCCACGGCAAACUCUCUGAUCAGUAUCCGCAACUCCCGCGAAGGCUUGGGCAGUACAGGUAUAGUGCUGCUCGUCGGGCCCACAACCCAAUCCAACAGGUUCCCCUCAGACCAAGCAGUCAGCAACGCAACGUAUCUGCCGGACAGUCGCAAAAUAGGCGAGGUGCCAGUGAAGUUUGUGCUACCGCCCAACCCCUUGUCCGGUCAAGCCGAUCGUCACAGCAAACGAAGCUCGGCGAACAGCCAAGACGAUAAGCCAUUUCCCAUGAAGUCCUACCCGGCGGUUUUCGAUUCUUUCGCCAAAAGAUUCGCUUCCCCCAACAACUCAAGCUCCGUGCUCUCAACAAAGAACGAACAGGGCUAUCCGGUCGCCGUGGGUUUCGCUAGAACCAAUACCGCCCUCGUUAACUGGACAGUCGUGGUAGAGCAGGCCAAAUCAGAGGUCGACCAGCCCAUCGACACCUUGCGGAACAUCAUGUUGGGAUGCGUCUUCGGCACCGCGGGUCUCGUCAUCAUCCUCAUAUUCCCCUGUGCUCACCUCAGCGUGAAGCCGAUCAGACGACUCAAGACAGCGACGGAGAAGUCGGUCCAGCCCCCAGGCUACGAGGAUGGAUACUAUUCUGAUUUAGAUGGCGGGACCCCCUGCUCAGGUGGGCUAUCGUCUCGGUCAAAGCGGUCAAGAAAGGACGGGUUCAUCGCGAGCAUCUACCAGUUGGUGCGUUACAAGCAUAGGGAGAAAGUUGCCUCCGACCACGACCGCGAUUCAACCCGCCGCAUCUUCAAAAUCCCUGGCAAGGUUGAGAACCGCAAGCAUUUCAUCACCGACGAGCUCACCGAGCUGACAGAGACCUUCAACGACAUGAGCGAUGAGCUAUUUAAGCAAUACACCUCACUGGACCAGAAAGUCUUGGAACGGACGAGAGAGCUCGAGAUCAGCAAGAAAGCGGCUGAGGCCGCCAACGAAAGCAAGACGCUGUUCAUUGCUAACAUAUCUCACGAGCUUAAGACUCCACUGAACGGUAUCCUUGGGAUGUGCGCUGUUUGUAUGGAGGAAAACGACAUUCUGAGGAUUAAGCAGUCUCUCAAGACGCUUUACAAAUCAGGCGACCUGCUGCUUCAUCUGCUUGAAGAUCUCCUUAGCUUUUCCAAGAACCAGAUUGGCCAACAGCUCAACCUGGAGGAGAGGGAAUUUCGCCUGGCCGACAUCAAGUCGCAGAUCCUGACCAUCUUUGAUAAGCAGGUCAAAGAGGGUCGGAUCACACUAACUGUCAACUUUCUCGCUCUCGAAGCCAUAGAACUUGGCAGCCCCGAGAGAACAAGCACAGACAACAGGCUGCCUGCCCUUGGCCCACACGGUACCGGCAGACUGAAGGACAUGUGUCUCUGGGGCGACCAACACCGCAUUCUUCAGGUUAUCAUCAACCUAGUGAGUAACAGUGUCAAGUUCACGCCGGCGGGUGGUAGGGUAGAUGUUCGCAUCAAGUGCAUUGGCGAGGUGGAAACUCCGCCAGCGAACGACGGCAGCCGCUCUUCGUCGUUCUCCAAGGAUUCCCGACGACACAGCCGGCCCCGGCACCGGCUCGGUUCCAACUCCAGCCAGUCUGUGAUCUCAAAGGGAGGUUCAACUUCUGAGCCUGUUAAGGGCACUGCCUUGGUUAUUAACCCGAUGGAGCCCAAGUCGACACCGCACAUCUACGUCCAGGAACGGUCUCCCACACCGCCGCCUCCCGGAGCAAAGGCGUAUCUUUUCGAAUUCGAGGUCGAAGAUACCGGUCCGGGUAUUGCUGAACACAUGCAACAGAAAGUUUUUGAACCUUUCGUGCAAGGCGACUUGGGAUUAAGCAAGAAGUAUGGCGGGACGGGUCUCGGCCUGAGUAUCUGUCAUCAGCUCGCGACCCUCAUGGGAGGCUCCAUUUCCCUGAAGAGCACCGUUGGGGUUGGCACGACUUUUACCAUGCAGAUUCCCCUGAAAUACGUCAAGAACAAGGCAUCAAGCACCGCCUCCAGCAGUGUCAAUUCUCGAACUCCGAGUGUUGAUGCCAUCGACAAAAUUGAGAGCACCCAGAACUCGAAACGCAACUCUGGCGGAACCCCCGUCAAACCGCCCAUCAAGCCAGCUAAUGAGACCAAUGCGAAAAAUCUCCUGGAUCAGCAGCCAAGGCUAGUCGGUCUCAGUCAGCCGUUCUUUGCAUCCAACCCAGCACCGAAAGGAAAGCGAAACUCUAGGGAUCAGAUGGCAGUAAUCGACAAGGCGAUGGCCACCAAGGCCAAUCCGGAGGUAAAACUACGAGUGCUUGUUGCCGACGACAACUCGACGAAUAUUGAGGUCGUCAGCAAGAUGCUGAAGCUUGAAGAGGUCUACGAUGUCACCGUAGCCAAAGAUGGCCAGGAGGCUUACGACCUUGUCAAAGCAAACAUGGAUAACAACAAGGGUUUCGAUGUCAUUUUCAUGGACGUCCAGAUGCCGAACCUCGACGGGCUCCAGUCCACGAAACUCAUUCGCAAGAUGGGCUACACGGCUCCCAUCGUUGCAUUAACGGCUUUCUCGGAAGAGAGCAACGUGAGGGAGUGCAUGGAGAGCGGCAUGAACGAGUUCCUCAGCAAGCCUAUCCGACGCCCAGCAUUGAAGCAGGUUCUCAAGAAGUUUGCCACGAUCCCGGAAGAGCCCGAAACGACAAGUCUGACCAGAAAGACGACGCCGGAGCGAGCCACGUCCGAGAAACUAAAAGAAGCCAAUAGCGGUACCGCCCCGGAGUUGAACGAGAAGGGGGAUGCGAUCCACCCAAACGGGAACGGAAACGGGAACGCAAUCGCGGCGGCAUCCGAGCAACCUCUGUCAGAAAAGGGGGCAUAG
Messenger RNA from Colletotrichum navitas, 3573 nucleotides. Its product is annotated as hsp90-like protein. The record is from RefSeq and is a predicted model, not a curated record. Gene Ontology annotation, biological process: phosphorylation; phosphorelay signal transduction system. Gene Ontology annotation, molecular function: phosphorelay sensor kinase activity. Lineage: Eukaryota; Fungi; Ascomycota; Sordariomycetes; Glomerellales; Glomerellaceae. Bases 1 to 3573 code for a protein of 1190 amino acids. The transcript is spliced from 3 exons.